Molecule: messenger RNA, 742 nt
Organism: Trifolium pratense (red clover)
Lineage: Eukaryota; Viridiplantae; Streptophyta; Magnoliopsida; Fabales; Fabaceae
Exons: 2
Coding region: 1-471 (156 amino acids)
Source: RefSeq, a predicted model, not a curated record
AUGCUUCUUGCUCGUGAAGCUAAGCUGGAGAAAUUGAAGAAAGCGGUACUCUCUGAACCUCUCCCGGUCAAUGUAGCUCAGGUUCCACCAAUUUCACCUGUUGAUUCUACUGGAUCUAGUUCUGCUGCACCUCAUCUGUUAGGUGGAGACUUCCAUGGUGGUCGUGGUGGCCGGAGUGGUGGCCGUAGAGGCCGUGGUGGUGGUAGAAGUGGUGGAAGAUCCAAUGUUCAGCGUCAGAUCUGUGAGAAAUUUGGUCAUGAUGCGCGUAUCUGUUACCAUCGCAACUCUGCCGUUGUUCAACCACCAUGGCAGGUGGCUCCGGCUCGUCCUCCAAGUGGGAAUCAGUGGCUCAAUCCUUGGCACAGUGCUCAACCACAUCCAUCUGCUUAUCCACCACCUGGUUUUCUCCCUUCCGCUCGUCCUGUUUCUUCAGGAGCUAGGCAAACCUCAAGCCUAUCUCACUGGAUCUGAUGCACAAACCUCACAAGCUUCUCAGCUAUGGUACCCUGACUCUGGCGCUACACACCAUGUCACCAACAACUCUGAGAAUCUUCUGGACAGUAUCUCUCUUUCAGGAUCAGAUCAAGUUCUAUUAGGCAACGGCCAAGGCCAAUUCUGAAGUGCUUUUGCAAGGAAAGCUGGGCAAGGAUGGCCUCUAUGUCUUGGAUUCUAGCAUCUCUACUGCACCACAAGUCAACUCUAUAGCUAUAAGUCCUAAUACUUCUUUUAAUUCUACUGCAAA